Molecule: messenger RNA, 2284 nt
Organism: Cicer arietinum (chickpea)
Lineage: Eukaryota; Viridiplantae; Streptophyta; Magnoliopsida; Fabales; Fabaceae
Source: RefSeq, a predicted model, not a curated record
AAAACAACCUCAUUCCCAUUCGAAUUGGCUUUUGUUUUGUCUCUCUCAAACAAAAACUCACUCUCUCAACUUCACCACAUAGAUCAACUCAACAACAAAAUCACAUUGCUUCCAUUUUUCUUCUCUUACAUAAUCCUUCUUACCUUCCUCAUUGUUAAUGAUAUUAUUACUGUCAAGUACUACAAAUGGACAAAACUCGAAACUUGAAGCGUGGAGCCAAAAAACAACAAUCUGAAAGACACAAAAAAUUCUUCGGUGUUUUUGGUGUUUCUGCUAUUCAAUCCUCGGAGAAAUCGAACAAGGGAGAAAAAGUUAGAAGCUUGAUUAGUGUUACUACAUCAAUAUCUGAAAUGGGUUGCCAUGUUUCUCAAAAACAACAUGACCCAAAGAGAUUUAAGAUUCCUAAAAAUUUUUUGAAUGGAUGUAAUGGUGUUUGUCUUGCCUCUGUUCCGAGGAAGCUACGCUCAGCCACGAAGAAGCGCAGUCGCGAAUCGAUCUUACUUGAUUCAGAAAAGGCGAACCAUAAGAUCAUUGGAAUAGAAUCAACUAAAAAGGAUAAUGUAAAGAAGUCAAAAGUGAGUAUUAAACAAGGAAUUUUCCAAAACUGGUCCCAAAGAGAAGAAGUUUCUGUGUCCAUCACAAAAGAUGAGGAAGAGGUAGCUGAGACUCUGUAUGCCUUGGCUGGAAUGUUUCCUCAAAGUGGCUCCAAUCACAUUUGUAAGAAACUAGAUGGAGAAUCUUUGAUACAGAACUCUUCAGUUUUGCAGAACAUGAAGGAGAAUGCUAAUGCUGCUAUUGAAGCCUCAGUAACUGGUCAAGGUGGAACUCUUUGUCCUGAAAGUUGUUUACAUGGUGAAGCUUCAAAAAUCACUUCUAUUAAUGAAACUAUUGGUCAAGAACAAUCUGAGAGAGCUAAGUUAUUGGUGGCAUCUCAUAGCACUACUCCAACAAUAAAUCUUCAGACCAUGCCUGGGAUUGUUAAGCUUGAAUUUUGCAACAAAGUUGCAUUGCAUGACUCUGAAUUGUGUCUAGCAAUGGGAUUAAAUAUGACUGGACAAUCACGGAUUUCACAAUGUGAGAGGAAACCAGAUGUUGAAUUAGAAGCAGACAAAAAGCAAAAACAGCAUUUGAUCAAUGAAAAAGGAAAAGUUGAAAGUCUUGCAUUGUGGCCAGGCUUGUCUUUGGAUUUGAUGGAAACUUUAACUUGUUCGUCUAGUAGAAAGAUUUCUGAACCUGUUACUACUCAUAAAAGAUCACAGAAAAGGUGUGCAACUCAUGUUUACAUCAGUCAUACAAUCCAGACUUCGGAAGUACCAAAGCAAGGAGUUUUCAAAGAAUCUAAGCUUCAUGAAUGUUACAAAGAAGGAUCAAAGUGUGGAGUUCUUUUCGAAGUACACAACUCGAACCGAAUAAGAAAUGGAGUUACUACUGCGAGGAAUCCCAAUGAAAGUAAGAAUGGAAUUCUUUUGCAGCAAUCUCAGGCUGCUCCAACACCUGCAUUAUAUGGCCCUCAAAAGCAAACUUUCAACUUCUUGUCCUUGUCAAUCGGAAGUUAUGGAUUAAAGGUCGACAAUAAUAAUCAUAAUGAAGUUGGAAAUAGGUUGGAACCGUUUUCAAAGUUGCAAGUGCCUUAUUUUCAUUCACUAGCACAGCAACAAAGGGUCAUGCCAAUUCCAACGCCGCAGAGUCGAAAUGUUUCGACAGUUUACCUUGAUCAACGGACUGUUGUAGGACCACAGCUUCGGUUGCAACAACCUCAUUAUUAUGGUAGCCAAUUAUGUGGAACUCAAUAUAGUUCACCAGUCUCAAAUAGUAAACAAGAGCACCAAAACUUUUGGGAGAUGCAACAAGCAGCUCAAGGUAGGUCUUCUGUGAAUUGCAAUACAGUGAGGACCCAAAACCCUAAUUGGCAAAUUGGAAGGAAUGACUCUUCUACGGUGGGUCCAUGCGCCCAAGCCAUCUUUCCUCAUACCUCUGCAUCACAAGAAAUAUUUGGAUCCAAGAUUACUCCAAUCUCAGGGCGACAGCAGCAGCUUGUUUCCCCCAUCCAUGACAAAUGGGCAAGAUCUUCAUCUCAAUUCUAUAUGUGAAGAAAUUAGAGACAGGUUCCCAAGUAUAGGUACAGCAUUGUUUCAUUACCCAGGUUUUAGUGCAAAACCUGUCACAAUUGUUGCCGUGCAUAUACAUGAAAGUGGCGAGAAAGGAAUACUGAAAUUAUAACAUUUACCAUACUUCAACACUGGCUGUUUUAUAGUAUCAAAUCUAAUCAUUCUGAAUUUGUUUA